Molecule: messenger RNA, 2249 nt
Organism: Drosophila bipectinata
Lineage: Eukaryota; Metazoa; Arthropoda; Insecta; Diptera; Drosophilidae
Gene: Hgsnat
Product: Heparan-alpha-glucosaminide N-acetyltransferase
Source: RefSeq, a predicted model, not a curated record
UGUUGUUGCUGUUUGUUGGGCAUCGUUGUUGUUGUUGCUUCUUGUUGUUCGUGCUGCUACUUGCGAUUUUGUUAUUUUUAUUGCGCACUCGAAAUUGUUUUGUUAUUUCCAAGAGCACUACGAUGCGGGCCGCAGUAGUAAUUUUUGCUUAGUUAGUCGCUCGCCGCACGGAAUUGUGGUGUGUGGUGGUGUAGAUUCUCCGUUUCAGUACUGCUCUGUAACUGUAAAUUGCAAGUGCAAAUGUAAAAUAAUAAAAAUCACAUAAUUGCAAGUUGCACUUCAAUAUUUGCGAUAAAAUGUCGAUAUUUGUUGAGUAUACAGAUCCGCAAUGGCGGGAUCUGGAUAUGCGCGAACUGGACGUCGAUCAGUCGUAUCUGUAUCUGAAAUCUGAUUAUCCCGAACGAUCCUAUCUCUAUACAUUAUCCGACGAAUGCUAUACGUGUCCAUACACCAAAGUGAAAGCUCUGCCCGCAGUCGACGGCGGCGGCGGCGACGACAUCGAACCGUUACGAUUGAGCUCGGCAUACGCGCUGAAUUUCAAAAUCUAUCAACACGAUCAGGGUCACUAUGCCUACGACAAUGUAUCAUCGCUCUGCUGGCUGAGGCGCACGGAUCUUCAGGAAUUCGGUGUCUACAACCUGACCCUGCUGGAAAAUGGAACCUGCUCCUUUGCCACCGACAAACCGGGCGUUCCCAUCAAUUACGCUUUCCUGGCCGUAUUCGUUCUGGUUGCCGCGCUGCUAAUCUUGCUCAAGCUCGCCAGCUGCGCCUGGAGGUGUUAUCGCUACGACGAGGCCGCCGCCGCCGCCGACAGCAUCGGAGCCGCUGCCACGAAGGCCACGCAAAGGAAGCGCCUGCGCAGCCUGGACACAUUCCGGGGACUCUCCAUCGUGUUGAUGAUCUUCGUUAACAGCGGCGGCGGAGGCUACACCUGGAUCGAUCAUGCCGCCUGGAACGGACUGCACCUGGCCGACCUGGUCUUCCCCUCCUUCCUCUGGAUUAUGGGCGUGUGCAUUCCCCUCUCCGUGAAGGCCCAGCUCUCCAGGGGCGCCAGCAAGGGACGCAUAUGUCUGCGCAUCCUGUGGCGUUCCAUCAAGCUUUUCGCCAUCGGCCUGUGCCUGAACUCGAUGAGUGGCCCCAACCUGGAGGAAUUGCGGAUCAUGGGUGUCCUUCAGCGAUUCGGAGUGGCCUUCCUUGUUGUGGGAGUCCUCCACACCCUGUGCAGUCGCCGCGAUCCGAUCAGUCCGCAGCGAUCCUGGCAAAGGGCCGUCCAUGAUAUCUGCCUGUUUAGCGGAGAGCUGGCGGUGCUGCUGGCUCUGGUGGCCACCUACUUGGGUCUGACCUUUGGCCUGCGAGUGCCGGGCUGCCCGAAAGGAUACCUCGGUCCCGGUGGCAAGUACGAUUACGCCGCGAAUCCCAACUGCAUUGGAGGAGCAGCCGGCUAUGUGGACCUCAAAGUUUUGGGAAACGCUCAUAUCUACCAACAUCCCACUGCCAAGUAUGUGUACGACUCGGCUGCCUUCGAUCCUGAAGGAAUUUUCGGCUGCAUCCUGAGCGUAGUUCAGGUGCUUCUGGGGGCCUUCGCUGGUGUCACCCUGCUGGUUCAUCCCACCUGGCAGUCGCGCAUCCGUCGCUGGCUUAUCCUGUCGGUGGUUCUUGGCCUGAUUGGCGGCGCCCUGUGCGGUUUCUCGCGAGAAGGUGGCGCCAUUCCGGUGAACAAGAACCUCUGGUCGCUGUCCUUCGUCUGUGUGACCGUCAGCCUGGCUCUGAUUAUCCUGUCGCUGCUGUACUACUUCAUCGACGUCCGCCAGACGUGGAACUGGUCGGGUUAUCCCUUCACCGAGUGCGGCAUGAACGCCAUUGUGAUGUAUGUGGGGCACUCGGUGAUGCAUCGGAUGCUACCCUGGCACUGGAGGAUCGGGGCGAUGAAUACGCACUUCAUGCUGCUGCUGGAGUGCACUUGGAACACCCUGGUCUGGGUGGGCAUAGCCCUCUACUUGGACUCCAAGGAGUUCUACUACAGCCUCUAGAUGCCUCUGCACAAAAAUGCCGAUUUGCCAAAUACGUUAACGCUUUUAUCAUAAAAGUGAUUCCAAUUAUUGGAUAUUAUAAUUAUGUUUUUUUUUUUUAUUUUUUAUUUUUUACCAAGCACAAGACCAUAAAGAAACGUGUCGUAUUAUUUGUAUAAUUCCGAAUUUUUUUGGUUGUAAGAAAAUUGAAUAAUUAUGACUUUGAAAUAAAUAUCUUAA